Paramisgurnus dabryanus is the source of this 3028-nucleotide messenger RNA. RefSeq lists its product as uncharacterized. NCBI's taxonomy places the organism in Eukaryota, Metazoa, Chordata, Actinopteri, Cypriniformes, Cobitidae. The record is from RefSeq and is a predicted model, not a curated record.
GGUUCAGCCUCAAAACAUCUGCGUACCGACGCUUCCGGGUUUGUCUCGCGUCUCGUCCGUGCAGUACCGUAAGGCGGAGCGUCCGUGUCUGAACAGGCACAGCUCCAGUAGCGGCUCGCUGUUUAAUCCAGCGGUACACUCCACGUGCAGUACGCCAUCCGGCCAGAGGAGGGUGCUGCCUCACCCCAGCUCUGUCGGUAUGCUCAGAAGAAGCAGGACAUUGCAUCACCGUCCUGCGCCGAUGGAGUAUCGCCGACGGGCGAGCCACCCCGCAUCGCCCAACUACUGCAGCGCCACUCUGCAUCACUGUGGCCACAGAAUCGACCCGCCGAUGAAUUUACCUGAAGAACCGGACAUGGCGCUUAUGCACAGUAUGGGUCACCCUAUCGCACAGCCCGUCGCACACGCUUCACACGCUGUGAGUCAACCGUCUCUGAUCCCUCCAAUUGACAACCAUAGUCGUGUUCUGCCUCCAGACAUCAAUGAGGACGACAACAGAAUCCGAGCGUCGACUGAAUCCCACCUGCAGCAGAGGUUUGCUGCGGAGUUACCGUUACCCAGCCGACCGAGCGAAGGGCGAUAUCAUACCCUGAGUCACACGCCCAGUCAAGAAGCCAACGAUACCUGGCCUAAACCCGACUACCGUUCGGGCACAGGAGGCGGAGGCGGUCUCUACAGCACUUUGGAAGGCCACACGCCCACCGCAGCCAUCCGUAAAUCACCCAGCACAAACACGCGGGCGUUUCGAAAUCAGAUGUUGCGAGACAGAGCGUCUCGACUGGCGGACGAGCGUAGCGGCAUGAGCACAGACGAGGAGAGUCACGGCGACAUUCGAAUGGGCCGAUACUGGAGUCGCACCGAGCGUCGCGAACACGUGCUGCAGAAACAGAGACAGCAGCAGGCGAAGGGAGGCGUGGGUUUAGUCGCAGUGGGAGGAGCUUACAUGGAUAAUAGUUACAGUACCGUUCUGGAGCUGAGCCAGAAGAAACUGAGUCGUCUGAGGAACCGAAAGCUGUUUGACGACUGGACGACCGUAGAGGAACUUCUGACUCAUGGAAACCGUCUGGGUGUGAGCGAAGACGCCCUACAGCUGCCAACGUCUUUACUCACCGUCACAACUGUAUAGCGACACUCAUUGAGUGAAUUUAUGGAAAGCCCCUCCUCUCAAUCAUAAAUCUGAUACUCUGGGAAUAAUAUUGGAUAAUCUAUGGACGGAUGUUGGAUCGGGUGUGCAGGGUUAUGAUGGAGAUCAGGCAGCGUGUGUUGUGAAGUGUGACGGUUCUUGCACUAUAACUGUAGUUCGGUAAAGUAUUUUUAAAGCUAUUUUUCUUGUGCUCUUCACAAUUGAUGUCACGAAAAGAAACAAAGAACUUUUUUAAAGAAUUAUAUAUAGAGAAAAACGGCAGUAACAUACUUUGGUGAUCCUGAUAAUGCACUGACGUUUUCGUUUUGUUCUAACGUGCCAAUUUAUGGGAUAUUUUUGGGGCACCUUUCUGCAAACCAGUGGGUUUCAAUUUCACGAAACACAACCAGAAAAAAAAUUCUGUGUAUAUUUGAUGCAAAUUUUAACAGUUUUACACAGAAAUAUUUGCAUAAUUGGAUCAUUUACAUAACUAUGGUUUACAAACAUUAAAUGAGUUGACAGUUUACGUAACAAUUAGGGAUGCACCGAUACUGUGCCGAUACCGAUAUUUGAUUACUUAGAAUGAUAUCUACUGAUACAGAUUUGUUUUUUCCCUAUUGUUUCAAAAUAUUAUGUUAUUAAAUCCUAGAAGUGCAGAGCGUACAAAUGUUAACUCAGUUGUCAUGUUCACCCCCCAAAAAAAAGAUUUUUUUUAAAGCAAACAGCUGAUGUCCAAUAUUGGAAACAUUUUUUUAUCUCCCGAUACCGAUAUUCGAUUACUUCGAGAGAUACAUUUUUUUCUCAUUGUUUUAAAAUAUUAUGAUAUUAAAUACUUGAAUUAACUCAUUGUCACCUAAUUCAAAAUAAUCUGUUUUGAUGUCCAAUAGUGGGAAAAACGGUUUUAUCUGCCGAUACCGUUUAUAGGCUGAUAUAUCGGUGCAUCCAUACCAACAAUUAUUAUUUAAAAAAAAUUUACACAGAAAUUCAUUCAGUUCAAAAACUUUUAUCUGCCGAUACUGAUAUUCAAUUACUUAGAAUGACAUCUGAUCGUUUUUUCCCCCCAUUGUUUCAAAAUAAUGUGUUGAAAUCCUUGAAGUGCAAAGCGUACAAAAGGUAACUCUACUGAUACCGAUAGUUUUGAUAUCUUUUACCAAGUUUCAAAAUAUUAUGUUAUGAAGUGCUAGAAGUGCAAAGCAUACAAAUGGCAACUCUGUUGUCAUUGUCACCCAAAUAAAAAAAUAUGUUUUUAAGCAACCAGCCGAUGUCUGAUAGUGUGAAAAACCAGCCGAUACUGAUAUUCGAUUACUUGCAUCAACUGAUACCGUUUUUUUUUUUACUCACGGUUUCAAAAUAUUAUGUUGUGAAAUUCUAGAAGUGCAAAGCAUACAAACGUUAACUUUGUUGUCAUUGUCACCUAAUUCAAAAUAAUCUGUUAAUAAGCCGAUGUCUGAUAGUGGGAAAAACUGUUUUAUCUGCCGAUACCGAUUUUAGGCCGAUAUAUCAGUGCAUCCAUACUAACAGUGUUUGUUUUUUUGACACAUUUACACAGAAAUUGAUUCAGUUUGUGUUUCUAGAUUGAGACUCUUGUGUUUGAUCAAAAUCUGUCGUCUCAGUCUUUUCUUCAGCAGUAAAUCAGGAUUUUCUCCCACCUGCACUAUUUUUGGUGCACGAGCACUGAAGUGUUUACAAUUUUUCCUCACAACUGUGACUCUCUGUCUCACUCGCUCUUCAUCAUACUGAGGUGAAAUGGCGACAUUUUCGCUGCUCUGUGAAUAAUGGAUGUGAACGGACCGGACAUCUUCAUAUAACACACAGAUGAACACAAGCCUCUGUUUCACUUUUAGAGAUGAUUUUCUUGGAAUAUGAUGUACAUGUGGUUGUAAUAAAGAUGAGAUUUUAAUUAGA